Messenger RNA from Arctia plantaginis, 267 nucleotides. The record is from the annotation of a GenBank genome assembly. NCBI's taxonomy places the organism in Eukaryota, Metazoa, Arthropoda, Insecta, Lepidoptera, Erebidae.
AUGGAUGACAGUUCUCCAGACCUGUCGCUUAAAUUGCGACGGGGUUCUAGCGAUUCUCGGGAGUCGUUUUAUAUGGACUUCGCGCAAGGUAUCGACUCGGACAUCGAAGAGGUUACGACAAUUGAACGAGUGAUCCCUGAACAUCCGGGAGGGCGGACGGAGGGCGAUGCCGAUACUCUCGCGACGCCGUCCGGUCUCGAAGAGAACAAGGAAUUACCAUGGGUUAUGAUUGGACCGGAAAAAGAUCUGUGCCAGUCUAUCUAUUGA